CUGCCGCCCCCCAACCCCGCCCAGGCCCAGCUGCAGAGCCAUGCCAAGCUGCAGGAUGCCAUCAAGGUCAUGCAGAGGUUUGCUGGGCUGCCUGAGACAGGAGUCCUGGACCCAGUGACUGUGGCCACCAUGCACAAGCCUCGCUGCUCCCUGCCUGACGUGCUGGGGGUGGCGGGGCUGGUCAGGCGACGGCGCCGGUACGCCCUGAGCGGCAGCAUGUGGAAGCAGCGGACCCUGACGUGGAGGGUCCGUUCUUUCCCCCAGAGCUCCCAGCUGAGCCCGGACACCGUCAGGAUCCUCAUGAGCUAUGCCUUUGCUGUCUGGGGCGUGGAGUCGGGCAUGACAUUCCAGGAGGUGGAUUCCCGGGACCAGGAGCCCGACAUCCUCAUCGACUUCGCGCGGGCCUACCACCAGGACAGUUACCCCUUCGAUGGGCUGGGGGGCACCCUGGCCCACGCCUUCUUCCCCGGGGAGCACCCCAUCUCUGGGGAUACUCACUUUGACGAUGAGGAGACCUGGACUUUUGGGGCAAAAGAUGGGGAGGGGACUGACCUAUUUGCUGUGGCUGUCCACGAAUUCGGCCACGCCCUGGGCCUGGGCCACUCCUCAGCCCCCAACUCCAUCAUGAGGCCUUUCUACCAGGGCCCAGUGGGCGACCCUGACAAGUUCCGCCUGUCCCAGGACGACCGCGAAGGCCUGCAGCAGCUCUACGGGAAGGCGCCCCAAACCCCAAAUGACAAGCCCACGCGGAAACCCCUGGCUUCUCCUCCUCCCCCUCCCCCGGCCCUGCCCCCGGACAGCCCAGAUCGAUGUGACGGCAAUUUCGACGCCAUCGCCAACAUCCGGGGGGAGACCUUCUUCUUCAAAGGCCCCUGGUUCUGGCGCCUGCAGCCCUCAGGACAGCUGGUGUCCCCCAGACCCGCGCGUCUGCACCGCUUCUGGGAGGGGCUGCCCGCCCAGGUGCGCGUGGUCCAGGCCGCCUAUGCCCGGCCUCAGGACGGCCGGAUCCUCCUCUUCAGCGGCCCCCAGUUCUGGGUGUUCCGGGACCGGCAGCUGGAGGGUGCAGCGCGGCCGCCCACAGAGCUGGGGCUGCCCCCGGGCGAGGAGGUGGACGCCGUGUUCUCGUGGCCGCUGAAUGGAAAGACCUACCUGAUCCGCGGCCAGCGGUACUGCCGCCCGGCCCCCUGCUCCCCGCGCGGCCUGAGUCUUUGGGAGGGGGCCCCUCCGGCCCCAGAUGAUGUCACCGUCAGCAACACAGGUGACACCUACUUCUUCAAAGGCACCCACUACUGGCGCUUUCCCAAGGGGACCAUCAAGGCUGAGCCGGACUCCCCCCAGCCCAUGGGGCCCAAGUGGCUGGACUGCCCCGCCCCCAGCUCUGGUCCUCACGUUCCCAGGCACCCCAAAGCGACCCCCAAGUCCGGAACUUGCGAUUGUCCCUGCGAGAUCAAUAAGGCGGCUGGUCGGCGGCCCCUGCCCCUCCUGCUGUCCCUCCUGCCUCUGCUGGCUGUGGGCGUGGCCGCCUGCUAAGGGGAAGCAUCCUGGGCACAGCAGCCCCUACGCCGGAGGGGACUGCCCCAGCUGGACCUGGGGGGCUGGUGGGGCGCUACAGCGCCUGAUCGUCGGUUCCCAGGGGUGGGGGCUCCCAUCACGACGUCCUUGGGCGUGUUCUCCGCCGACCUGCGACCCCACCCAGGACAGCCUGGCGCUCUGCUCUGCAUCCGCGGAGGCCUCGUCCCGCUGCAGUCACCCUCACCUUGGUAGAGACCCCGACCAGCCCCGGAAACUCCGGCUCGGAAGACUAGCGCUCCAGGUCUCACGGAUGACCCGCCACAGUCCGUUGACCUUGGUUUCGGCCAUCCCACCUAGGCCAUAGAGCCUGAAGCUGGGGCUGCCCAUUGAGUCCAACACCCUCCUGCGUGUGAAAAGCCUGCUGGCUCCCAAGACCACACAAGCUUCCCUCCCAGUCGGGGGUCUUGCCAGGCGCCUGGCUCUCAGGUGACAACUGGGUGGAAGCUGGGGUACCUCAUCCACCUUCACCAGCCCCCACAUUCAAAGCUGUCACUGCCUCUGGAACUAUGUUUCUGGAGGGUUCCACAGCAAAAUCACCCAUGAAUCGUAGAAACGCAGAUCGUGGACCCUCACCUGCCUCCACGCUGGGCUGGGCCGCCCCCAAACCUGCCUUUUAACAAGCUGGCCCCCAGGGGGUGAGGGGUUGUCAGUAGCCACUUGGUGGGUGUCCAUCCUCCACCCAGGGAGCCAGGCUGUGGCCAGCAGUCCCAACCACCAGAGGAAUUUUGGAGCCACCAGGAAAACAGCUGAGCCAAGUCAUCCUCCCCAACAUGAGGGUGGAGAACCUGCAUUUAGAAGCUUAUCAGGGAGCUGACAGGUGGUGUGGUGGUUAAGGGUGCUGGACUUGCACAUAGUUGAUCACAGUUCAAGUCCUGGACCUGGUGGCUUGCUUUCUCAUUCUCUUUGUUUCUUUCUUUCUUAGAAGUUUUUGCUA
Messenger RNA from Tupaia belangeri chinensis (Chinese tree shrew), 2506 nucleotides. RefSeq names its product matrix metallopeptidase 25 (gene MMP25). Gene Ontology annotation, cellular component: plasma membrane; extracellular matrix. The record is from RefSeq and is a predicted model, not a curated record. Gene Ontology annotation, biological process: proteolysis; extracellular matrix organization; collagen catabolic process. NCBI's taxonomy places the organism in Eukaryota, Metazoa, Chordata, Mammalia, Scandentia, Tupaiidae. Gene Ontology annotation, molecular function: zinc ion binding; metalloendopeptidase activity.